Messenger RNA from Leptosia nina, 2841 nucleotides. NCBI's taxonomy places the organism in Eukaryota, Metazoa, Arthropoda, Insecta, Lepidoptera, Pieridae. The record is from the annotation of a GenBank genome assembly.
AUGUGGUCUCAACUAAUGCUGGUGGUCUUUUGUUGGAGAUUGGUGAACGCUGAUAUAGAUAGACGUCGUAACUCAAACCCGACCUAUUACAAUGUCGGUGGAGUACUUUCAAGUAAUGAGUCGAUUGCUUUCUUCAAAGAUACAAUCUCGAAUCUGAAUUUCAAGGACAAGUACGUCCCACGUGGUGUCACAUACCACGAUUACUCAAUUUUGAUGGACCCUAAUCCGAUAAUGACCGCUCUCAACGUUUGUAAGGAUCUCAUUGCUCAUAGGGUUUACGCUGUUGUCGUAUCCCAUCCAAUAACCGGUGACCUCUCACCUGCUGCUGUCUCCUACACCAGCGGGUUCUAUCACAUACCAGUGAUUGGCAUUUCUUCAAGAGAUUCAGCAUUCUCCGAUAAGAAUAUUCACGUUUCGUUCCUCCGGACCGUACCGCCAUAUUCGCACCAAGCUGACGUAUGGGUGGAUGUACUGAAACAUUUUAAUUACAUGAAAGUUAUUGUGAUUCAUAGUUCUGAUACAGAUGGCAGAGCGAUUUUGGGAAGGUUUCAAACGACAUCCCAAAGCGUUGACGAAGAUGUAGAUAGGAAGGUGGUGGUGGAACAGGUAAUAGAAUUUGAGCCAGGCUUGGAUUCCUUCAACGAGAAACUUAUAGACGUAAGAAGCGCGCAGGCGCGAGUUUUUCUAAUGUAUGCAAGUAAAACAGACGCCGAGAUAAUAUUUCGCGACGCAACUUACAUGAAUAUGACUACAACAGGCUACGUAUGGAUGGUCACUGAACAGGCCUUGGAUGCAGCCAAUGCUCCUGAGGGACUUUUAGGACUCAGACUGGUUAACGCCACUAACGAACAUGCCCACAUACAGGAUUCUAUCUACGUUCUAGCCUCAGCCAUUCGUGAAAUGAAUAAAACUGAGGAGAUCAACGCUCCACCCUCUGAUUGCGACAACUCUGGUUCCAUCUGGCAGACGGGCCAGGUCCUUUUCGAUUAUAUUAGGAAGCAACGGCUGGAGAGCGGAGCAACUGGCCAUGUAGCUUUUGACGACCAUGGUGAUAGGGUACAUGCUGAAUACGACAUGGUCAAUGUCAGAGCCCAGGGCGAACACGUCGCUGUGGGGAAAUAUUUUUAUUCUAAGGAAACACAAAAAAUGCGUUUGGAACUAAAAGAGCACGAAAUAAUAUGGAUGGGACGGAGUUCCUCAAAGCCUGAAGGUUUUAUGAUACCCACCCAUUUAAAGGUUCUAACUAUAGAAGAAAAGCCAUUUGUGUAUGCACGUCGGGUUGAGGAUAUUUUUGAUUGUACAACUGAAGAAAUUCCAUGUCCCCAUUUCAAUGUUAGUGACGAAGCGGAUCAAAUGUAUUGUUGUAAAGGCUUCUGCAUGGAUCUGCUAACUUAUUUAUCGCGGGCAAUAAAUUUCACAUUUUCAUUAGCACUGUCACCAGAUGGGCAGUUUGGUUCUUACGUGUUCAAGAAUCUUUCUCAACCAGGCUCGAAAAAGGAAUGGACUGGACUUAUUGGUGAACUCGUCUACGAGCGAGCUGACAUGAUUGUGGCGCCAUUAACUAUAAACCCAGAAAGAGCUGAGUUUAUUGAAUUCAGUAAACCGUUCAAAUACCAAGGCAUUACGAUUUUGGAAAAGAAACCAUCAAGAUCUUCGACGCUGGUGUCUUUCUUGCAACCGUUCUCGAAUACUCUUUGGAUUCUAGUAAUGGUGUCUGUACACGUUGUGGCGCUGGUUCUUUACCUGCUCGAUAGGUUUUCUCCAUUUGGCCGCUUUAAGUUGGCCAAUAUAGACGGGACUGAAGAAGAUGCACUUAAUUUGUCUAGCGCUAUUUGGUUUGCUUGGGGAGUUCUACUUAACAGUGGUAUCGGAGAAGGCAAGUAUAUUUUGAUGUUUUCUAAAUUACAACCAUGCCUACUACAAGAGUCGGUCUUAGUUUUCUCAGCUCGAGUCUUAGGUAUGGUGUGGGCUGGUUUUGCCAUGAUAAUCGUCGCAUCUUACACAGCUAACUUAGCUGCUUUUCUUGUGCUCGAAAGGCCGAAAACUAAGUUGAGCGGUAUUAAUGACGCAAGGCUUCGUAACACAAUGGAGAAUUUAACUUGCGCGACUGUAAAGGGAUCGGCUGUGGAUAUGUACUUUCGGAGACAGGUUGAACUUUCUAACAUGUACCGAACGAUGGAAGCUAAUAAUUACGAUAAUGCCGAACAAGCGAUACAGGAUGUGAAGGACGGAAAGUUAAUGGCAUUCAUAUGGGAUUCCUCUCGACUAGAAUUUGAGGCGGCUCAAGAUUGUGAAUUGGUCACCGCUGGGGAACUCUUUGGGAGAUCUGGUUAUGGUGUGGGCUUGCAGAAGGGAUCUCCUUGGGCGGAUUUGGUGACGCUGGCAAUUCUAGACUUUCAUGAAAGUGGCAUAAUGGAAUCUUUCGAUAACAAAUGGAUUCUACAAAACAACAUGUUGAACUGCGAAGAAAACGAAAAAACUCCAAACACAUUGGGCUUGAAGAACAUGGCCGGCGUAUUCAUCUUAGUGUUAGCCGGCAUUAUAGGUGGGAUAGUCCUGAUCGUUAUCGAGGUCGUCUACAAGAAGCACCAGAUAAAGAAACAGAAGCGGAUGGAGAUAGCUCGCCACGCGGCAGACAGGUGGCGUGGCGCAGUCGAGAAGCGGAAGACGUUGAGAGCGGCCAUUUUACCGUCGCAGCGGCGAGCCAAGUCUAACGGUUUGAAGGAGGCCGGCACCAUAAGCCUCGUCGUGGAUAGAGGAGCGAGAAGAAGGGAUGAGUUACCGCGUAUACCCCGGUAUAGUCCGGCCUACACCCCGGACGUGUCACAUUUAGUGAUUUAA